CGACUACUAGUAUUCGCAACUCCUCUUUCUCAGAAUUUCUCGGAUCUACAGCAAUCGAUCACCAAAACAGACACACAAAAAUGGCUCGUUUCUCGUUCUUUGCAAUCAUGGCCCUUGCCAUGGCCAGCGUCACCAAUGGUUUCGCACCAGUUUCCGCUCCUAGCAACGCCGUGACCGGAUCCCGAUUUUCGACCGAGCUCGGAGUUGCCAUCGACACGUCCGACAUCAAGAACGGAAUGACCAUUGAAUUGGACGGUGAGCCAUGGAAGGUAUUGGGUUUCAGCAUCAUGAAGCAAGCUCGUGGUGCCGCCAAAACCACCAUUAAGUUCAAGAACUUGAUCAAGGGCAACACAAUUGAAAACACAUACCGCAGCGGAGAAAAGUUCGAGACCGCCUUGAUCGAAAAAUCGGACCACCAAUAUACCUACGCCGACGGAGUAAGUAUAGAAGUCGGGCAUCGAAAAGUGACAAACGAGACGAUUGUUCGAGUGCUUGAAUUUGCGAUCCUGCACCUGUUUGGCUUAAUUUUUGAGUCAAUCCAUCAGUUUUUCUGCACAACUCACCAAAAUGUUCGACAAAACCCAAACUGUGCCUCCUUCGUUUGCUCCAUGUCUGGCAUCGCACCCGAAAUUAUUCGAACGAACCACAGGAUCUCUUUUACUUUAUGAAUUCUGAAACAUUCGAAGAGGUCCCGGUCAGUGCCAAGACCGUAGAUGACCAAGAGGAUUGGCUCGAAGAAGGCAUGGAAGUUUCUUUGGUUUUCUUCAAGGGUAAUGUGAUCGAGGUUGUCGUUCCCAGUACCGGAGUUUACGAAAUUGUCGAAACAGAACCCACGAUCAAGGGCAACACCGCCCAGGGUCACACGAAGCCCGCACUUCUAAGCUGUGGUGCUACGGUUACCAUUCCGGGAUACCUCGAACAGGGAGAAAUGAUCAAAGUAGAUACCGGCAAGAGAGCGUUUCUCGAAAGAGCCAACAAAUAAACAAAGAAUCCGUUUAAAAUAGGACUCUGUACCGAAAGGAAAGCACGAAUGCUUGUGCACAUCGUCUACACUUCAAAAUCUCACGUUUCGCGACGAAACAGGUUGCCAGCUGACUGGUCCUAUCGAAAUUUUAUUGUUCCAUAGUUCAUUUUCUGCUUGCAUUCCGGAUGUCGCACCACGAUGCAGAUCCAUUCACGCGCUACCAUGCUGCGAACCACAAAAUAGACAGACUUUUGGAUC
Messenger RNA from Pseudo-nitzschia multistriata, 1222 nucleotides. The record is from the annotation of a GenBank genome assembly. NCBI's taxonomy places the organism in Eukaryota, Bacillariophyta, Bacillariophyceae, Bacillariales, Bacillariaceae.